Molecule: messenger RNA, 564 nt
Organism: Closterium sp. Naga37s-1
Lineage: Eukaryota; Viridiplantae; Streptophyta; Zygnematophyceae; Desmidiales; Closteriaceae
Source: the annotation of a GenBank genome assembly
AUGGUACAACACCGUCUGGUCUCAGGUCUCCCAGAGUCGCUUGCCCCGCUUCCCCGUGCACUCCUUGCGUCGAGGGUCGGCAGCGCGCUGCCCCUUACUCCUCCUCGUUCCCCCCCCACCACGGCUCCCUUCCAAACCCUGCACAUGAACAUCUGGGGCCCCUCCCCGGUCCUUGGCCCACGUCAGGAGCGCUACUUCCUGAUUGUGGUGGACGAUUACUCCCGCUACACCACGGUUUUCCCCUUGCGACGGAAGGCCGACGCGCCUAUCCGUCCAGUCCCUAUCGUGUCUGGGGGUGUGGGAGGUGCAUUUGCGGUGGGUGAUGGUACUAGGGCUACUGGAGCUGGUGGUGCCCGCUCUGGGGGUGUAGGGGGUGUGAGUGUGGAGGCCCCACCUGUGGAGGACACGGCUGCCUCGAGUCGGCGGCCUUGCCCCGCCUCACCCCCUGGAUUCCCGUCAGUUCUGCAGUUCCCCCCUCGUUCUCCUCUGCGGCCGGUCGCUGCGGAGUCUGGGCUGGAGGCGCGGGCACCUCGUCGCCUACACCGCGCAUUGUACGUUUCCUGA